Macroventuria anomochaeta is the source of this 609-nucleotide messenger RNA. RefSeq names its product SFT2-domain-containing protein. The record is from RefSeq and is a predicted model, not a curated record. Gene Ontology annotation, biological process: vesicle-mediated transport. NCBI's taxonomy places the organism in Eukaryota, Fungi, Ascomycota, Dothideomycetes, Pleosporales, Didymellaceae. Gene Ontology annotation, cellular component: membrane. The transcript is spliced from 6 exons. Bases 1 to 609 code for a protein of 202 amino acids.
AUGGCCUCUGCCUCAUUCCGGGAGUCGAUGAACUCCCUAGGGUGGAGCAGGAGAGAAGCAGAUGCGCCUGUCAACACCGCAUCUCCCUCUGUGAUGGACAGAGUUACCAACCUGUUUGGCGCAGGUGGCUAUGUUAGGCUGCCGAUCUCAGAGACAAACCCUGGAGCUCCCCUCCCGGCGCCCACAAGAAGAGAAGAGGAGGAAGGUUUCUUCGCGCAUACAUGCACCGCGGCGAUGUUUGCUACCUGCAUUGGGCUCAUGUUCACACCCAUCUUUAUUGUCAAACCUCGCAAGUUUGCCAUACUGUGGACGAUGGGAAGCGUUCUGUUUCUGGCAGCCUGGAGUGUCAUGAUGGGCCCCAUUCAGUACGUCCAGCAUCUUAUCUCUGGUCCGCGACUUCCGUUCACUGCCGCUUAUUUUGGGAGUAUUGCACUUACACUUUACUUCUCUCUUGGUCUCCACAGCACUAUUCUCACCUUCAUUGCGGUCAUCGCGCAGCUGGUUUCCCUACUCUGGUUUACCGUCUCUUACUUCCCCAUGGGCUCCACAGGCCUACGUUUUGGAGCACGCUUUGCAGGAAAUCGCGUUGCGGCUUGGAUGAACGAUUAA